Molecule: messenger RNA, 3034 nt
Organism: Vitis riparia (riverbank grape)
Lineage: Eukaryota; Viridiplantae; Streptophyta; Magnoliopsida; Vitales; Vitaceae
Product: pentatricopeptide repeat-containing protein At1g02060, chloroplastic
Exons: 2
Coding region: 1-2241 (746 amino acids)
Molecular function (GO): protein binding
Source: RefSeq, a predicted model, not a curated record
AUGGCCUCCGUAGGCCAUUCACCACUUGCAUCCUCCCUGAAGCGAUGCUCCUCCAACCUCUCUUCAAAUCUGAGCUCUACUCCUCCUCUCAACUCUCUAUUAAUUCACACUCAGUUCAUUUCGUCAAUUUCCUCUCAACAACCCAUCAAAAUCACUCCCAAUGAAGGACUCAAAGCGGCUACCAAAACCAAAAGAUCCCAAGCCAUGGCUCGUCUCAUCAACACUGAACCAUGGUCGCACGAACUCCAGUUGUCUCUGGCCGAACUCGCCCCCUCCCUCUCCAAGACCACUGUCCUCCAAACCCUCCAACUCAUCAGAACCCCUGCAAAAGCGUUGCAUUUUUUCAGAUGGGUGGAGGCCAAAGGCUUCACCCACAAUGAGCAAUCAUAUUUCUUGAUGAUUGAAAUUCUGGGUCGAAGCCGAAACCUCAAUGCGGCUCGGAAUUUUGUCUUCUCCAUCGAGAAGAAGUCGGGUGGGGCGGUUAAGCUUGGGGAUAGAUUCUUUAAUAGCUUGAUUAGGAGCUACGGAUGGGCGGGGUUGUUUCAGGAGUCGAUUAAGGUUUUUAAGACGAUGAAGGAGAUUGGGGUGUCGCCUUCUGUGGUUACAUUUAACAGUCUUUUAUUGAUUAUGCUUAAGCGGGGUCGAACCAGUAUGGCAAAGCAGCUGUUUGAUGAAAUGCUUGAUACGUAUGGGGUUACGCCUGAUACGUACACUUUUAACAUUUUGAUAAGAGGUUUUUGUAUGAACUCAAUGGUGGAUGAAGGGUUUUGGUUUUUCAAAGAAAUGUCGCGUUUUAAGUGUGACCCAGAUGUUGUUACAUAUAAUACUCUUGUUGAUGGCCUUUGUAGGGCAGGGAAGGUGAAAAUUGCGCAUAAUGUUGUGAAGGGUAUGGUCAAGAAAAGUCCAAAUUUGAGUCCCAAUGUUGUUACUUAUACAACUUUGAUUAGAGGGUAUUGUAUGAAGCAGGAUAUGGCGGAGGCUUUGAGUUUGUUAGCAGAGAUGGUUAGCCGAGGACUGAAACCAAAUAAGAUUACUUAUAAUACGCUUAUUCAAGGGCUUUGUGAGGCUCAGAAGCUUGAUAAGAUAAAGGAGAUUUUGGAGGGAAUGGUAGGGGACGGAGGAUUCAUACCUGAUACAUGUACCCUCAAUACAUUGAUCAAAGCCCACUGCACUAUGGGAAAGUUGGAGGAAGCAUUCAGUGUAUUUGAGAAAAUGUCGGAAUUACAGGUCCAGCCUGAUUCAGCUACAUACAGUGUGCUGAUUAGGAGUUUGUGCCAGAGAGGGGAUUUCAGGAGAGCAGAGGAGUUCUUUGAUGAGUUAGCAGAGAAGGAGAUCUUGCUUCAUGAUGCAGGAUGUAAGCCUCUUGUUGCAGCGUAUAAUCCCAUGUUUGAGUAUCUUUGUAGUAAUGGGAAAACAAAGAAGGCUGAGAGAGUCUUUAGGCAGCUAAUGAAAAGAGGGACACAAGAUCCUCCAUCUUACAAGACUUUGAUCCUGGGGCACUGUAGGGAAGGUACACCAGAAGCUGGGUUUGAUCUCUUGGUUCUGAUGUUAAGAAGAGAUUUUGUGCCUGAUGCUGAGACUUAUGGGUUGAUGAUUGAUGGCCUUUUGAAGAAGGGUGAUCCUGUUCUUGCCCAUAAAAGUCUAGAGAAGAUGUUAAAGAGCUCUCAUCUUCCUACUACGGCUAUAUUCCAUUCCAUACUUGCCGCACUUAUGGAAAAAGGUUGUGCUCAUGAAUCUGCUAGCCUUGUAAAACUGAUGUUAGAGAGAAGGAUUAGACAAAAUAUUGAUCUCUCAACACAUACUGUAAGGUUACUCUACAAGAGUGGCCUACAGGAUAAAGCAUUCAUGACCAUUGGGUUGCUUUAUGAGAAUGGAUAUUUGGUUAAGAUGGAAGAAUUGGUUUCCUUUCUUUGCCAGAGUAGAAAGCUACUAGAGGCACAGAAAAUGUUGCUAUUUAGUUUGGAGAAGCGACAGAGUGUCGAUAUUGAUAUGUGCAGCACAGUUAUAAGUGGCCUUUGUAAGGCCCAUAAGGUUUCAGAAGCAUUUGCUUUAUACUAUGAAUUGGUGGAGAAAGGAAUGCAACAUCGCUUAACCUGCCAAGAAGAUUUGAGAAUUUCCUUGGAGGCUGAGGGAAGGUUGAAUGAAGCCAAGUUUGUUUCUAAGAAGAUGCCAGAAGUCCCAAAACAGUGGCAAUCAGAUAGAACUGGUCCAAAAGUCAGCUCUAGAAUGGAAAGACCUUGAUGUUGUUUUCUUCUUGUAAGAUAUUCAUGAUUGGAAAAUCAUCAUAAAUUCCUAAUGCAUGGAGACGAGUCUCUGAUGGAUGCCUUGUAUAUACAGCUUUCAGUACGAAGAAAGGAGUUCCUCUGGAGUUCAAAGAUGAAGUCCUUUAAUCCAUUCCACAGAAUUGAAGCAUCAAGGGAUCAAGAAAGGGCAGGGCUGGUGUGGAUUGCUUACUUUCUAACAUCAGUGGACUACAGCAAAUCAUCCAGAAGCAUGAACCAACUCUCAGGGGGCAGUAAGGUGGUGGUGCAUAGAACAUUUUCUGUCAUGGUAAAGUGAAGAAAGCCUCUAUAGGGUGGUGGUGCCAGAGAUGCUCGAAAGACAUGGGGCUCACAGAAAAGUAGUGAAGUCUACCGCCUCAAUUGGUGCCAUUGUCCUCAUGGAUGAAGCAGAUUCUAAAGUCAUAUGCCAUCCCUAUCAUGGUGGAAUUUAUGUUGCCAUUGAGCAUCACCUUGGGGUAGUUGGGGAUUCUGAUUUGGUUCCUCAAGAUCUGAUUUCUUACUUUCUUAAAGAGAGAAGGUGGUAGUCUUGGCAAUGGAAAUUGCUUAACAACAUUAUUAGAACUGUUGAGGAAAAUAAAGAUGGGUAAAAAAUAAACUUGUUUCUCCUGGUGAUGUGUACUACAUUAGCUUUGUGACCUCAAGUGCGGUUGGGCAAUUAGUGAACCUUAUUGUAAAUGAGGUUAAUUGUUAAUUGUUUCUUGAACAAAGACUCAUAAGCUUAUCCUAAUGACAAAAAGAGACCAUUUCUUUUA